AUGAGUCACAAGGGCUUGUUGUCUCAAAAAGCUUUAGAUGAUACAUAUGCCACUGUCAAUAACAAAGACCAGCAAGGUUUAGGACCUUUGAUUAACCUUACAGGGGCAAACGGUCCGAGAGUUACUGGCAUACGCUUUAUGCUUACUGUCAAACAGGCUGCUUCGAGGGGUGCUUGGUCUAGGCCAAGGGGAAGACAUCCCACUCUUCUUCUGCUGCGAGCUUGUCUUCCUGACUUGCCUGCUGAAAUAAACUCUUCUCUCCCGAAUAUUUUUCUCUGGCGUAAUACUUUGCAUUCACCUCCUGCUGUCUUUUCCUCUGCUUUAACUUGGAGUACUUUGCACCCGAUGCCACCUCCUGUUGACUGGUUCUCGUCGGUUUGGUUCCAAGGAAAUAUUCCGAAACAUACAUUUAUCACGUGGGUUGCUGCUCGUGAUAGAAUGCCGACUCGAGAUAAGCUAAGAAGGUGGGGUUUAGAUGUUACUCCUUUGUGUCCUCUUUGCGAUACGGUUGAUGAGAGUCUUCAUCACUUAUUCUUCGCUUGUUCGUUCUCGCUGGACCUUUGGAAUUUUUUGUUUCAAGCAGCUCCAUUCUCACCACCUAAUAGCUUUGAGCAUAAUCUGGUAUGGCUCAGGUCCUUUACGACUAAUGCAAAGCUUAAGGUAUUGUGUAAGAUCAUUUUCCAGGCGGCAGUUUAUCUUAUUUGGAAAGAAAGAAACACAAGGAUCCACACUGCAACUUCAAGGUCUGUUACUUCCCUGUUGAAAGAGCUUCAAACAAUUUUAAGAGCCAAGCUCCAUGGCUUGGAUCAAAAGGAAAGUUUGUCUCGGAUGGGUACCCAUUCGUCCACUAUGGCUGGCGUUUCAUACCUUCAUCUUUGGUUCCAAUACUUCCAGCCAUAG
This is a messenger RNA of Brassica oleracea var. oleracea, 900 nucleotides long. RefSeq lists its product as uncharacterized. Lineage: Eukaryota; Viridiplantae; Streptophyta; Magnoliopsida; Brassicales; Brassicaceae. The coding region runs from base 1 to 900 and encodes 299 amino acids. The record is from RefSeq and is a predicted model, not a curated record. The transcript is spliced from 2 exons.